Messenger RNA from Mizuhopecten yessoensis (Yesso scallop), 2081 nucleotides. RefSeq names its product solute carrier family 22 member 6-A-like. The record is from RefSeq and is a predicted model, not a curated record. Lineage: Eukaryota; Metazoa; Mollusca; Bivalvia; Pectinida; Pectinidae. The transcript has 10 exons. Gene Ontology annotation, molecular function: transmembrane transporter activity. Bases 79 to 1674 code for a protein of 531 amino acids. Gene Ontology annotation, cellular component: membrane. Gene Ontology annotation, biological process: transmembrane transport.
GGUCGCGUUGAGCUCGAUGACGUUUGGAGGGCACUAGGAACCUUUGGAAAGUAUCAGCUUAUUCAGUCCGCCCUGCUCAUGAGUACCGUUUUUCCGGAAUUGAUACAACUCCUGGUCGUCGUCUUCAUUGGAUUUCGGCCACCCUACCACUGUGCCAAUGUGUCUUCCUCACAGAUUAUUGCGGACACCGCCAAAUACAGCAACACAAGCAUAGGCCUGUCUUACCAUGCGUGUCAUGUCGACUUGGUUAUCAGUGACACAAAUAGCACACUUCUGUCCUUGUCGCCAUGUCCAGCUGGGUAUAACUACGGCCUAGAGAAGGACAGAACGUUUGUGACAGACUACGACCUGGUGUGCGAUGGAGCAGAGGGAGCAGAAUUGUCACAAACUUUGCUCAUGGUCGGCCAGAUGGUUGGGGCGGCCAUUUUACCUCAGUGUUCAGACAGGUUCGGGAGAAAGCCUAUCCUUGUCUCCUCACAUAUCGGUUUGCUUGUAGCAGGAUUAGGAGGUUGUUUUUUACCAACAUUCACCGGAUUUGCAAUAAUGAGGUUUCUCAUUGGAGUCUUCCAACAAGGAAUGGCUAUGGUACGUCCUGCUAUGAUGCUAGAAAUGUUUCCCGAGGAAGUGAGAUAUUUGACGGAAGUAGCUGGUCUGGCCUCCUGGACUACCUCUGCGGUCGUCAUGACGCCUGUUGUUUACUUCCUCCGGGAUCUGUCCUGGCGCUAUCUAUACCUCGUCCUCACGCUAUCAUCCGCUUACAGUGUCCUGGGAUACUGGAUGCAUAACGAAUCUGUACGAUGGCUUCUGGCAAAUGGCAAAACCGCAGAAGCAAAGACAAUUUUGAGAAAGGCUGCAAAGAUGAAUAACGUGGAUGAAGAACAAAUCCUACAGAUAGUUGACAAGGUAACAGCUGUACAAUGCAACACGGAGGAAGUCGUAGAUAUCGAAGAGGAAAGUGAAAGUUUAUCGGGAAAAACAAUCAAGAAUGACGACAAAAGAAGCAACAAGAACAUUGUACCGAAAUACACCAUUGUAACCUUGUUUAAGAGACGCCGAAUAGCAAUGAUAAUUGUUAUUAUGAUACUGGCCUGGACCGUUGACAGUUUGACCUACUUUGGUUUGAUCCUGUCCUCAGCCUCUUUGCCUGUUGACCGAUAUCUGAGCUUCUUCCUGCUUGCCGUCGCUGAAUUCCCUGUUGUAUUGUUCGAAUACACGCUGAUGAAUCGAAUAGGACGAAAGCGUUUCUGUAUAAUAUUCCACAUUAUAGCAGCCGUUUCACUCAUAGCGGGGACUGUGGCAAACCAUUUUUCAGAUUUACCAGGAGCCAAAAUCCUGAUUAUGAUAUUCUUCUUCCUCGGUAAACUCGGAAUAACAGGGUCGUUCAGUUGUUUAUUUCUGUACACACCAGAACUUUACCCGACCAACCUCAGGACGAUUGGUAUGGGGCUUCCAUCCGCGGCUGGACGAGUAGGAGGCAUGUUGGCACCGUUUGCUGGUCCCCUGGCUGAACGUGUAAGAUGGGCGCCGGGUGCCAUAUUUGGUUGCCUGUGUUUAGCAGUUGCCUUGGUGCUUCCGCUUCUUCCGGAGACAAGGGGACAUGAGCUCCCGACCCGGGUCGAAGAUCUUGAGGAGUGGUAUAAAUCUCACAGCGGUACUAAACGGAGGAAACGAUAAGGUCACUAGAAGAUUGCUAGAUGCGUUUUUAAUUGUCUUUUUGUGCAAAUUUUGUGCAGAUAUUUUUGAUUUGCUGCGAGAUAUACUUGUCUGAAAACACAUACUGUAUUUCGUUGACGUCUACAGAUCACUUAAUUAACGACAUAGCCCGUAAAUUAGAAUCAAUUAGAAUGGCUACGUACAGUAUAUCGUUUAGUGAGUACCGAUUUAUACAACUUGUUUGCAAUUCUGCCCACAUAUAUUUUAAACAGACUUUUUAUAAUUUCAUCCUUAUUCAGAAUAUUUUUACUCCUUUCCUGAUUCAGAUUCUUUAUUUAUCAAGAGUCCUUAGGCUUAUAGGUACUCUAAUAUAUAUAGAGAAUAAAAUAAUAACUUUGUAAGAUCUACCGCUAUGCCUUUCUGCCUUC